AUUAUUUCCGCUUGCUGCAAGGUCUUGUGUCGCAGAUUCGACAGAAAUUUUGGCAUUUGUAAAGUAAAAUUUGACUUUAAAUCUUGAUUCCGUGGUUAUAUUUGUCUAUAUGGUAACUCAAACUCAUAGAUAAGUUUGUUUAUUUCGUUUCUUUAAACGUGGGGGGAAAUGGAUGCAGAAAAUACAGCUGGUUCUGUGUUCAUGUGUCGUAUGUGCAACCUCUUCUCUCCGAGUCGCUCACAGCUGCUGGCUCAUUGCUCUCAGCUGCACCCGCAGCACGAGCCUCCAAAUGACAUCAUCAUUGCACUGCAGCCCCUUGUAGCAAAUCCUGUGGAGAAGCUGGCAGAGGGCCCAGUUAAACGAAAACGUGGACGACCAAAAGGCUCUACAAAGAAGAGGCAUAUGGAUUUGACAGAAAGCGCGACCACUGCCACUCACUCUCCAGAAGAUCAAUUUAAAAGCAAAGAAAUAAAGCAUAAGGAAGGAGACCAACAGUGCAGCUCAGUUCAAGAUGAAAAUCAAGAUGGGAUUUUCGAGUUAGAAUGCAGAAACUGCCAUCGCUCCUUUUGCAACAGACGACAGAUCCUGAAGCACAUUUGCCACAGAGAAGAGGAUGAAGAGGAGGAUGACAGGGAGAAUAGAAUUAUCUAUGGAAGAAAAGAGAGCGGGGGUUUAGAAAAUUUGGAAUCAAAACAAAAUUCAGCAGGACCAGGACUCAGAAAAGAAAAAUAUGUGAGCAACUUUAGACCAUCAAGAACCAACCGAAGUCAUGUCUCCAAUAAAGGAGGCCUAACAGCAGGACCCAAGAAACCUGUCAUCAGUGUAGUUCUGAAAGAAGAUGAAACACUUCCUGCAGGCGUUUCCAAAAUGAUUCCCAUAGAAGACAGUUCAGCAGAAACAGCGUCUGCAGCUCAGCCUCAGCGAGCUGGUAGUGAAGCCACUCCCUGUGAAAAUGACCCUACAACAGACCAGGAGCAAAGCUCCAGCUUGUCCUCUACAACAACAGCUGCCGCCAGCAAAGGCUUCCAGGAAUAUUCUAUCAAACAAGACUCCACUAAUUUACUUCAGGGUCAGUUGAAGAUCUUUGCCUGUGAGUUCUGUAAUAAGAUCUUUAAGUUCAGACACUCACUGGUUGCACAUCUCAGGACACACACCCAGGAAAAACCAUUUCAGUGCCCGCACUGUGACUAUGCAUCAGCCAUCAAAGCCAACCUGAAUGUUCACCUGAGGAAGCACACAGGAGAGAAGUUCAGCUGUCAGCACUGCCCUUUCAGCUGCCUCAGCCCAGGACACCUCAAGGUCCACAUAGAGCGAGUCCAUCUGAAGAUGAAGCAGCACUGCAGCUUCUGUGACAAAAAGUACUCUGACGUGAAGAACUUGCUGAAACACAUAGAGAAGCAGCAUAACCUCAAAGACCCUAAAGUUUACCAGAACUACCAGCAGCUGAGCUUGAAGACUCGUCAGGGCCUCAGACAACUCCUGUACUGCUGUCCCACUUGUAAUCGAUGCUUCAAAAACCAGCUGGAGCGUGAGCGCCACAUGUUGAUCCAUGGGCCUCAGCGCCCCUUCGCCUGCCGGCUCUGUGACCAUGCUGCAACUCAGAUGGCUGCUCUUGCUGCCCACGUCAGGAAGCACCUCUUCAUCUACAUUUGCUGUACAUGCAAUGAGAAGUUGGUCAGCUCACAGAGACUGAAGAGUCACCUGGAAGAGACUCACCCUGAGCUGAACCAAGAGCAGGCCUUCACCGAUUCCAUCAACAUCAGUUUCUAUCUGACUCCACCUGAGGGAGGUAGAGGAAGGGAGGAGGUGGAGGACACAGAAAGAGGAGCGAUGGAAAAGCAAGACAGGAUGACUGAGGAGGAUGGAAGAAGUUGUACUGGAGAAGAACAGUGGCAAAAUGGGGCUGAAAAGCAGCUGAGGGAAGAGAGGGCACAAGAAAAGGAAAAGUUGGAGGAAGAACAAGUUAAAUCUCAGGACAGAAUUGUAGAAGACGUGCAGGUGAUAGCAAAGGAGGGUGGAAAAGAAAUCGAUUUAAAAGAUGGAGGAGGAGCUGAGGAGGAGUUAAACAAUACUACAGCAUGCACCUCUGCAGCUGGAAGGCUUGAAGAGAGCACACACACCUCAAUAUCACCAAAGAGCAGUGACUCACUCAUGAAAGACAAAACUCAAGACAACACACACAUGCCAGAUGUGAACACAUCAUCAGCACAAAACACACACACAUCUUUAUUAUCAGGAAACACACACUUGUCUGACUUGAGCACAAACACGCUUUCCUCAUCAGAUGAUGGAGUAGAUGGUAGGAAAACUCCACUUUCAGAAAAGGUAUCUGAGGUUGUCCAUCAGAGUGCGUUCCAGCAGGUGUUUAAAUCGCUUCAGAAAACUCAGCUCGAUAUGGAGACUUUCUACAGACUCAGAAAAAUUUAUGGAGACCUGGAAUGUCAAUACUGUGGUAAACUGUUCUGGUACAAGGUCCAUUUUAAUGUCCAUGUACGCACACACACCAAGGAGCAUUUGCAUUACUGUUCAAAGUGUAGCUAUUCUUCUAUCACCAAAAGCUCUUUGAAGCGGCAUCAGAUCCAGAAGCACAGCGGCUUGCUGCUGCCUUGUUCCAGCCCCGGCUGUAAAUACACCACACCUGACAAGUACAAACUUCAAACUCAUGUGAGGAUGCAACACGAAAAGGGAAGCAGUGUGGCCUGUCCUGUCUGCCAUCACAGUUAUCCAGAGCACAGACUAAACCAUCACAUGAAAUCAUCCCACCCAGACAAAUUGCCUGUGAGAGGUAAGGGACUGAUGGUGCAGCGUGCUGAGAAAUGCCCUUACUGUGACUCCUACUUCCUAAAGAACAGCAGUGACUUUCAGCAGCACAUCUGGGCGCAUCAAGGUUUGAAGCCGUACCGCUGCAGUAUGUGUGACUACACAGGUCGCAGUCGGAGUAACUUGAAGACUCACAUGAACCGACACAAUGUAGAGAGACAUCACCUGUGUGAUCUGUGUGGUAAAAAGUUCAAAUCUAAACUCACGUUGAAAAGCCACAGACUGAGCCACAUGGGUGAAGGGAAGCGUUUUCAGUGUUCAGAGUGCGACUUCUCUUCUGUCUUUAAACCUUACUUACUCAGACACAUGGAGCAACACGCUAAAUUUAAGCCAUUUCGCUGUGCUCACUGCCACUACUCCUGUAACAUUGCUGGUGCUCUGAAGCGCCACUACAACAUGAAGCACCCAGAUCAGAUGUAUGAGAAUGCCGGACCUGGAUUGCCUAACUCUGACACUCUGAAACAGCAAGGUGGUAUGAAAUGUCCUGAGUGUGAGUUUGUUUAUGGAACAAAGUGGGAGCUAAAUCGUCACUUGAAGAGCAAACACAGUCUGAAAGUGGUAGAAGGCACGUUGGAGGUGGCUGAGGAAGUCGAGGCACCGUAUAUGUCUGUAGAAGAUGAAGAGCAUCUGGCAGAAGCUUCUUUGGCAGUCCUGGAGGACAACGUCAAUAUCCAGCAGAUAACUGAAUUUAGCUCAGAGACUCAGGACGCUGUCACCUCCAUGGUUGCCAUGGCUCCAGGCACUGUGACUGUAGUACAGCAGUUACAGGUGGCUGAAGAGCAAGAAGUCGGUGACUGCAGUGACCAGCUGAUGGUGGUGAACUCAGAAGGAGGUCUGGAAGGUGACCAGGUGAUGGUGGUGGAAGAGGCACAUGGUCUGGAGGCGCUGACAGUCUUGACUCAGGGGGAAGACAUGCACCACUACAUUGUUUAUGUGCAGGAACAAACUGUUGAGAUUAAUUAGCUAUAUAAGCACUUCAACAUCAUGUUACAAUAAUUAAUACAAUCAUAAUUUAAUGAAUGUUUAUUUUAUCAAGAUCAAGAUUUUUCUCCAUGAGAAUAAGUUUUGAAUCACAUGGGAAUUAUGUAAACAUGAAGAGCAAUGCAUGUAAGUCUGUGGAAAAUUUUAUAAUAACUAUAUUUAAAUAAAUUUCAAGUACUACACUGUUUAA
Molecule: messenger RNA, 3991 nt
Organism: Melanotaenia boesemani (Boeseman's rainbowfish)
Lineage: Eukaryota; Metazoa; Chordata; Actinopteri; Atheriniformes; Melanotaeniidae
Product: zinc finger protein ZFAT-like
Exons: 24
Coding region: 169-3783 (1204 amino acids)
Biological process (GO): regulation of transcription by RNA polymerase II
Cellular component (GO): chromosome
Molecular function (GO): chromatin insulator sequence binding
Source: RefSeq, a predicted model, not a curated record